Molecule: messenger RNA, 1014 nt
Organism: Arctia plantaginis
Lineage: Eukaryota; Metazoa; Arthropoda; Insecta; Lepidoptera; Erebidae
Source: the annotation of a GenBank genome assembly
AUGGAAGACGAUAAAGAUUUCGAACCACUAGAACCUUCAUUAAAGAAUGUUAUUGAGCAGAAAUCUUUAAGAUGGAUAUUUGUUGGAGGGAAAGGAGGUGUUGGCAAAACUACGUGCAGCUGUAGUCUCGCUGUACAACUGUCCAAGGUCCGAGAGUCCGUUCUCAUUAUUUCUACAGAUCCAGCACAUAAUAUCUCAGAUGCAUUUGAUCAGAAGUUUUCAAAGGUGCCAACUAAGGUGAAAGGCUUUAGCAAUUUGUUUGCAAUGGAAAUUGACCCUAACGUGGGCCUCACAGAACUUCCAGAGGAGUAUUUUGAGGGGGAAACCGAAGCUAUGAAGCUAGGCAAAGGUGUAAUGCAAGAAAUAGUUGGAGCAUUUCCUGGAAUUGAUGAAGCCAUGAGUUAUGCUGAGGUGAUGAAGUUGGUCAAAGGCAUGAACUUCAGUGCAGUCGUAUUUGACACUGCACCUACGGGUCAUACUCUACGUCUGCUAUCAUUUCCACAAGUUGUAGAGAGGGGAUUGGGCAAACUGAUGCGUCUUAAGUCAAAGGUUGCUCCAUUCAUUAACCAAGUAGCAACUCUAUUUGGCUUAGCUGAGUUUAAUUCUGACAUGUUUAGUAAUAAAAUGGAUGAAAUGUUGUCAAUUAUAAGACAAGUGAACGCUCAAUUCAAAGAUCCCAACCAAACCACAUUUGUAUGUGUCUGCAUAGCAGAGUUCCUGUCGUUGUAUGAGACGGAACGUCUUGUUCAGGAGCUGACACGCUGUGGAAUCGAUACACACAACAUUAUCGUCAACCAGUUACUGUUACGCACUUCAGCGCCUUGCGACUUGUGUGCGGCGAGACACAAAGUCCAAGAGAAAUAUUUGGAACAAAUUGCAGAUUUGUAUGAAGACUUCCAUGUAACUAAACUGCCAUUGCUCGAUAAAGAAGUACGCGGCGCUUCUGCUGUGAACGCAUUCUCUGAAUACCUUCUCACGCCGUAUGUGCCCGCUACGCCUUCUCCUACCACGUGA